UAAGUCCAGAAGCAGCCGCGGAGCAGUUCCUCACGCUACUGUCCGCCUCAGCGGCGCUGUACCGGCACCCUGCUGCAAAGCGGAACGCAUCUGCGCCCGGCCGCUGUUUUCCCACGGACUCAUUGACGGCGGGACCCAGCCGGGCCGGGGGGAGCCUGAGCGGGCGGGCAGUGGCACGAGGAGCCUGUUCAAGAUGGAGGGGGUGACCGAGGGGCGGUGGGAGUCUCUGCCCGUCACGCUCAGCCCGGGCGUCCUGCAGACCCUGCGGGAGCUGGGCUUCCCCCACAUGACCCCCGUGCAGUCUGCAACCAUACCUUUGUUUAUGAACAAUAAAGAUGUUGCUGCAGAAGCGGUAACAGGCAGUGGCAAAACAUUAGCUUUUGUAAUUCCCAUAUUAGAAAUUCUCCUCAGACGGGAAGAGAAGUUAAAGAAAAUGCAGGUUGGAGCCAUAGUCAUCACACCCAUAAGAGAGUUAGCUGUUCAGAUUGAUGAAGUGCUAUCACAUUUCACAAAACACUUCCCCCAAUUUAGCCAGAUUCUUUUGAUCGGUGGUAGGAAUCCAAUAGAAGAUAUUGAAAAAUUCAAAGAACAUGGUGGGAACAUCAUUAUAGCCACACCAGGCCGUCUAGAGGAUCUGUUCAGAAGAAAAGCAGAUGGGCUGGAUUUAGCAAGUUGUGUGAAAUCACUUGAUGUGCUGGUAUUGGAUGAAGCAGACAGACUUCUAGAUAUGGGAUUCGAAGCAAGUUUAAAUACCAUUCUGGACUUUUUGCCCAAGCAGAGACGAACAGGCCUGUUCUCAGCAACUCAGACUCAAGAAGUAGAGAACCUGGUGAGAGCAGGUCUCCGAAAUCCUGUCCGCAUCUCAGUGAAAGAGAAGGGAGUGGCAGCGAGUAGCACUCAGAAAACACCCACACGGCUUGAAAAUUACUAUAUGAUAUGCAAAGCGGAUGAAAAAUUUAAUCAGCUGGUGCAUUUUCUUCGACGACACAAGCAGGAAAAACAUCUAGUCUUUUUCAGUACCUGUGCCUGUGUGGAAUAUUAUGGGAAAGCUCUGGAAUCCUUAGUUAAAAAUGUGAAAAUAAUGUGCAUUCAUGGGAAAAUGAAACAUAAACGUAACAAGAUUUUUACCGAGUUUCGGAAACUCCCAAGUGGCAUUUUAGUUUGCACUGAUGUGAUGGCCCGUGGCAUAGACAUUCCAGAAGUAAACUGGGUUUUACAAUAUGAUCCACCUAGCAGUGCAAGUGCCUUUGUGCAUCGCUGUGGUCGAACAGCUCGAAUUGGCCAUUUAGGCAGUGCGCUUGUGUUUUUGCUUCCCAUGGAAGAAUCUUAUGUUAAUUUUCUCUCAAUAAACCAAAAGUGUCCCAUGCAGGAAAUGAAACCACUGAAAAAUGUGGUAGAUGUUCUUCCAAAACUGAAGUCUCUGGCUCUGGCCGACAGAGCCAUGUUUGAGAAAGGGAUGAAAGCAUUUGUAUCUUGUGUGCAGGCCUAUGCCAAACAUGAGUGCAAUCUUAUCUUCCGAAUAAAAGAUCUGGACUUUGCUAGUUUUGCUCGAGGUUUUGCUCUGCUGAGGAUGCCAAAGAUGCCUGAACUAAAAGGAAAGUGUUUUUCAGACUUUGUUCCUGUCAGUAUUGAUACAGACUCCAUUCCAUUCAAAGAUAAAAAUAGAGAAAAACAAAGGCAAAAACUGUUAGAGCAACAAAGAAAGGAAAGACAAGAAAAUGAAGGAAAAAGAAAAUUCAUAAGGAAUAAAGCCUGGUCAAAGCAGAAAGCCAAAAAGGAGAAGAAGAAGAAAAUUACAACGAAACGGAGAAGAGACGAGGGCUCAGAUAUUGAAGAUGAGGAAAUGGAGGAGCUGCUGAAUGACACACGACUUUUGAAAAGGUUAAAAAAGGGUAAAAUUAGUGAGGAAGAGUUUGAGAAGAGGCUGCUGAGCAGUGAGAGAAAAGUCAAAGCUGUGGUUGACUCAGAGUCUGAAGAUUGACAAUCAUGCUUCAACCAUCUCUCCAUGAAGAUGUCUCUCGUUUUAGUAAAGCUGUACUUUUACACAAGGCCGCUUCAUGCUGUGCUUUGUGUUACCUACAAAACUGUCUUGGCUUCCAUAAGUAUUAUGUGCAUCUAGUAGAAUCUCUACAGUCUCUACUGGGGGCACAAGCAUAGCUGCAACUUUGAAGACAGAACUAAAUCAGAUGACUGUUCCAAAACUGAAUGCUUCGGGUAAGAAAUGUAGAAUUCAGUUAUCAGGUGCCUGGUGGAUUCUUUUUGUUCAGAUGUGUACCUAACAUAUCUGGAAUUAUUAAGUAAUUUUUAAACCUGUUCAGAGGUUGUAUGUGGAGAAAGGCAGUUUAGGUGUCAGGCUCAUAAUGCUGCACCCCUCUACAAAAAUUUAUUUUAGAGCGUCAGACCCUCAAUGACUUACACUUCUGUUUGCACACUGGUCCAUUUAUAUGUAAUAAAUGAAUUCAAAACUUGCUGCUUUACUGUAAAAAUCAGAAGGCUGCUGGUAAUGAAGCUAAUCCUUAUACAGUUUCCUUUCUACAACAUGUUGGGAUAGUUUAUAUCUGUCAAACUCUGCAACUGUAAAGAGAUGGUCAUUGAACAACAGAGCACAACGUGCAGUGAAUCUGCUCUAUUACAGAUAAAGUUUAAUAAGUUCAUCGCUGACAGCUGAUGGAGUUAACACACCUAGAUCUGUAAACAGCAAUGUAAUUAAUGAUGGUGAGGUGUAGUCAAUCCAGGGGUGCUCCUCAGUUAGACUUCGGUUUGUUUUCAGGGUGUCUGCUUUGUACUGGGGGGGGAGAAGAAAACCAUGAGUGGUCACAAAAUGAUAGGCCAUAAUCUUUUUUGAGCUUGAAUAAUAAUAUGGCCUUAACCAAACUUUAUCGACCCAAGCUGUAGCUGAAGGAACCCACAGCUCUAACCACAGCAUAGAGUGGUGCCACCUAGUACGGCCACUUCAUCAUCUACACAGUAAUAGAUAAGGUUUAUCGUUCUGGAAAGAGUUUCCCUUGAUCCAGCCAUUCUGCUCCCAGCUGCUUGUCCUGUGUACUGAGUGAGCUGCUUCAGGAACAGUAUGUUGGUAGCACUGAGGGGGAAGUGCUGCUGCUUCUGGCAGUUUGGUUGAGUGUACACAGAGCAGGAAGCUUUUCAAUAUUAUAAAAUACUAGUAAAGUGCGUGAGGGUGGGAAAAUCUAAAUUGGCAAACACACUUUUGUUUAAGCUGUACUGUAUGUUAUUACAGGUUGGGUGUGGCUUUGACUUACUCUAGAUAAAAAAAUGUAAACUACAUUUUCAGUGCAUUAGGUGUAAAUUUAUGGUUAAGGUCUUAAAUUUAUGAUAUUAUUUGCUCACAGAACCAAUUUACACGCAGCUCUGCGGGUUAGAAAGUAUUCUGAAUUUCCCUUACCUUAAACUUAUCUGGGACAUCCUGUUGAUUUAGAGGGAAGAGUCUUACAAACUUGAAGCUUUCUGCUACCACGUAAAACGGUUUAUUCUGAGCUUUGGCGCACACAGCCAUUUGAUUUGUACCAAUCUGCGGAGACAGUUAGAUGAAAAACAGUAUAUACACUCAGUGCUAGAGUGACAGUAAACUUCCAUGGUUCCAACUGGUAGACCCUUCAAGUGUACUUAACAUCUAAACUAAAAGCACUUCUGAAAAGGCUGGAACUCAUCCUAGAAAUAAAGCUUAAGAAACAGUAUGCUCUUUUAAAAGAGAGUUUUGUCUGUGCACCAUUACGGGUCACAACACCCCUGUGAAUAGACAAGUAUUAUCCUCAUUUUACAAAGCAGGAGACUGAUGCACAGAGGAAGCAGUAGUACAAAAGGGAACAGCAGCCAGGAGUCCUGACUUCCACUCCCUAUUCUGACAAAUGAAGAAUACACCUGUUAGUGUGUUUCAGGUCAGGAAAGUUUCAUCUUUGUUUAUUCUAACCAGCUUUCAUGUGUAAUGUACUCCUCCUUCAAGCCAAAAAGUUAUCUUUCUAUCUGCAAACUCUAACUAGUCUUUAGGCCAUAUUCUAUUUUGCAUAUCAAUAUGAAAGUUGCAGACAGAAUAUGGUUAUUUUUAAACAGUAGUGUAAGCAAAAUAAAUCUAUUGCUUUAGAUAUAGACUUAUUGAUGCUGACAACUAUGUAAAACUGAAACUGAUUGGACUCUGAAGCAAAACAGAUUUUAGCUUAAACUUUAAGUAUAUUGUAACCAUGAAGACUAUUCAGUUGCAACGGACUGUAGAAGGUGGCAAUUUAUUGUAAUAGUCUUAAUCAUGACACUAAUACACAGGGGUUAUUCACAAAUAAUUAGCAGCAGCAAUCGGAGUUUCCUGAAUUAACCUCCCCCUGCAUCAUCUAGAAGAAGCCCAUUAAGCUCUAGUGAGUAAAAAUCUAUUAGAAAUACAAUGCAAACAUUGCUCACAUUUUCAAAAUCUAUCAACACGCACAGACUGGUCCAGGUAUAUGAAGAAUCACUAAUUUAGCACCUCUUACCUUGUUAAUAAUUCCUCCGCUUUCAACCACGCCUUCAGCACCAACUAUUACCAGGUUCACUCUCUCCAUGAUGUAGCUGUUUAAGAAAAAAAGUUAAAUCAUAUAGUAUAGUACUAGAAAUGUGACUUAAACAAUUUUGUUAAUACCUCAUGAUCAUUUUGCUUUUCCAGUACACUAGUCAUUCUUGCAACUAUCCAGAUAUAUGCAUGCAGCCUCUUCAUAUGUCCUUGGAAUUAUCCUUCCUUGAUCUCCCCAAACAGGAAUAUAAAAUAACCAGUGCUUCGCCAAACAUACUUGAGGCAUUAACCUCAAAAGUUCCUGAGGAUAUUUUGGCUGAAGUCUAGUAGUUACUAGUAAUCAGUUACAGAAAUUUAGAUAUUCAAUAUUAACUUCAUAAUAGUCUAUCUUAGCUCCAUAUUUCAAGAUGGUCACAACCAAAAUAUACUUUUAAAUAAUUCCAAAUGCCUUUAAUCCUGUGUUUUCCCUGCUUUUGAUGCCCCCUCACAUCUGUUUUUCCCUUAUACUGAUAGAAAGAAGAUACUUUUUGGAUGAGAGGUGCUCUAUAAAAGUACAGAGAUAGCAUGUAUCCUGGUGCAUGAAGGAAAUGCAACACCAACUAAAAUGCUCAUAAGGAGAGAAGUUCUGUUUUUUCAGUUCUGUCUCUAAGAGUUAUCUGGCCAGAUACUAUGAAAUCAGUGACCUGACUGAUUAAGUUAACUAUGUUGUAAAAUAUAGCAAGUUAGAGUGGUGUGUAUCUUCUUGACAAUUGGCUCUCAGGCAAUUGGAUAGAGAAUUAAGUUUUAAUAAUGCACUGUUCAUAAGAACAUAAACUUAAGAACGGCCAUACUGGGUCAGACCAAAGGUCCAUCUAGCCCAGUACCCUGUCUUCCGACAGUGGCCAAUGCCAGGUGCCCCAGAAUGAACAGAUGAUCCGUCCCCCAUCGCCCAUUCCCAGCUUCUGGUAAACAGAGGCUAGGGACACGAUCCCUGUUCCACUCUCAUGCAUUUAGGACUCAAAUUCUGGUAUCUAGUAAGCAAUUAUUCGCUUUUU
This is a messenger RNA of Chelonia mydas (Green sea turtle), 5529 nucleotides long. RefSeq names its product DEAD-box helicase 55 (gene DDX55). The record is from RefSeq and is a predicted model, not a curated record. Gene Ontology annotation, cellular component: nucleolus. The coding region runs from base 194 to 1981 and encodes 595 amino acids. Lineage: Eukaryota; Metazoa; Chordata; Testudines; Cheloniidae. Gene Ontology annotation, molecular function: RNA helicase activity; ATP binding; nucleic acid binding. The transcript is spliced from 14 exons.